This is a messenger RNA of Lepus europaeus (European hare), 1077 nucleotides long. RefSeq names its product dnaJ homolog subfamily C member 17-like. The record is from RefSeq and is a predicted model, not a curated record. The transcript has 4 exons. NCBI's taxonomy places the organism in Eukaryota, Metazoa, Chordata, Mammalia, Lagomorpha, Leporidae. Gene Ontology annotation, molecular function: RNA binding. Gene Ontology annotation, biological process: spliceosomal complex disassembly. Gene Ontology annotation, cellular component: spliceosomal complex. Bases 1 to 1077 code for a protein of 358 amino acids.
AUGUCAGCUGCAAUUGCUGAGCAUCAAAGCUCAACAAGCCUGAAACAUCCGGGGAACAAGCUUGAGGUUCAACGCAGCAACUCUGAGUAUAAACAUACAAAUACGUGUUCUCUCAUCAAGAAGAACAAAAGCAGAAGCCCUUUUUCUUACAUUAAGCGCCCUGUUGAGAAGCCACCAAUCUACAGCUCUUUUCCUUAUAUUUCCUAUAUUAAAAUUGAUACUGGAGUCAUAUUUCUCUACGCGAAAAAGAGGGCUGGAACGACGGCGGUCACCAAGGAGCUCUUACAGAUGGCCCUGUACGCGCUACUAGGUAUUGAAGAGAAGGCGGCGGACAAAGAGGUGAAGAAGGCGUCCAGGCAGAAGGCCCUCUCCUGCCACCCAGACAAAAAUCCCAAUAAUCCCAAAGCAGCUGAGCUCUUCCACCAGCUUUCUCAGGCCUUGGAAGUGCUGACCGAUGCUGCGGCCAGGGCUGCCUAUGACAAGAUCAGGAGAGCCAAGAAGCAGGCAGCAGAGAGGACCCAGAAACUGGAUGAGAAGAGGAAGAAGGUGAAGCUUGACCUGGAGGCCCGGGAGCGGCAGUUACAAGAACAGCAGAGGCUGAUGUGGGAGCAGAUGUGCCAGGAACGGGAGCAGAGGCUGAGAGGAAAGGCAGAACAUUGUGAAGCCAAAGGAACCCCUAAACUAAAGCUAAAGUGGAAGUGCAAGGAGGACGGGUCCCAAGAUGGCUACUCUGAAGAUGUCCUCCUGCGGCUUUUGCAAAAGUAUGGUGAGGUUCUCAACCUGGUGCUUUCCAGUAAGAGGGCAGGCACUGCUGUGGUGGAGUUUGCGACUGUCAAGGCUGUGGAGCUGGCUGUGCAGAAUGAAGUGGGCCUGAUUGAUAACCCUCUGAAGAUUUCCUGGCUGGAGGGACAGCCCCAGGGCAUGGCGGGCCCUGGCCACCCAGGACUGUCAAAGGGCUCAGUGCGGUUGGAGAGGGACUACGAGAGCCUCGUCAUGAUGCGCAUGUGCCAGGCUGCUGAGCGGCAGCUGCUGAUCGCCCAGAUGCAGCAGGAGGACAAGGAGGCGCCGCCCAGUUAA